Messenger RNA from Fulvia fulva, 1518 nucleotides. Its product is annotated as 5'-deoxyadenosine deaminase. Bases 1 to 1518 code for a protein of 505 amino acids. Gene Ontology annotation, molecular function: deaminase activity. NCBI's taxonomy places the organism in Eukaryota, Fungi, Ascomycota, Dothideomycetes, Mycosphaerellales, Mycosphaerellaceae. The transcript is spliced from 2 exons. The record is from RefSeq and is a predicted model, not a curated record. Gene Ontology annotation, cellular component: cytosol.
AUGCUUCUUACUUCCACUCUCCAGGCCGGCAUAUUCGCGGUGCUGACAUUGACCUCCCACAGUCUGGGAUCCAUGGUCUACGAGGGCGGUACCAUCAUCAGCUUCAACGAGACAACAGAGGAGCUUCAAGUCCUACGGAAUGCAUCUCUACUCAUCGAGAAUGAUCGCAUAACAGGACUGUUCGAGGGAUAUCUCCAAGCACCAGCCAAUGUCACUCGGGUGGAUGCGACAGACAAGAUCAUCAGUCCAGGCUUCAUCGAUACGCAUCACCAUUUGUGGCAGACUGCCUUCAAGACUAUCGGCUCCAACACCUCUCUGGCAGACUAUUUCCAAAAGUUUGGCGAGUAUGGUCCAGCUGAAGAGCACUUCACGACAGACGAUCUUUACGUCGGCCAACUGACUGGAGCCUUGGAGCUUCUGUACGAGGGCACUACGACAGUCCUAGACCAUGCGCAUGCCAGUUUCUCAGAUGCAACCACGGACGCUUGCGUCAACGCUACAUUCGACAGCGGUGUAAGGACAUUCUAUGCUCAUGCCAUUCACAUCAUCCCGAACGGCUACUCAUGGGAAUCGCAAAUUAGCAAGCUCCAAUCUUUGGCUGCAGACCCACGAUUCGCGCAGACGGAUCCGGAUAGCUUGAUCAGCCUUGGUCUUGGCUGGGAUGCGUUCUACAAUGCGCCAGAAACCAACAUCACAGAGCUUUGGAACAAUACCAGAUCACUCAAUUUGUCGGUCGUCACAACUCACUUCCUCGGUGGUCCAUUCAGUGAUACCAAUAGUCCGACUGCACUGCACUCGUACGAAUGGCUGAACGACACUGUUCCGAUUGUGUUCAGCCAUGCCAGCUUCAUGGAUUAUGGCGAUGCAGACCUGUUGCGACAAACGAACCAAUACAUCUCGACCACACCGGAAUCCGAGCUGCACUUUGGACACAACCACCCCGACGCCCAUCUCAUCCAAGACCAAGCAGCCCUCGGCGUCGACUGCCACUUCACAUACAGCUCCAGCAUGGUACAGCAAGCACGACUCUGGCUACAGACCCUUCGCUGGCCAAAUUACCUGGUACCACUGCAGAACUGGCAAGUCCCCAAGAACAACCCCAUGUCCGUCCAGCAAGCCUUCUACCUCAUCACAAGAGCCGGCGGCCUAGCCCUUCGCCGAGAUGACCUUGGUGUGAUCAAAGUCGGCGCGAAAGCAGAUUUCGCCAUCUUCCGGACUGAUGCACCAAACAUGAUUGGCUGGAGUGAUCCAGUCGCUGCGAUCAUCUUGCAUUCUGAUGCUGGGGAUAUUGAAGAUGUGCUGGUCGAUGGGAAGUAUGUGAGAAAGGGUGGGAAGUUGGUCUAUCCGGAUUAUACGGCUUUGAGGAAGAGGUUGACGAAGUCUGCCGAGCGGAUACAGAGGAUCUGGACGGAGGAAAUUGAGUGGCCUGCACUUUCUGGUGUGCUGACUGAGGGCGCUGCGCCGUAUGGUGAGGCGGAGGAUAUUGAUACGCAGAGAGGGGAUGGGACCGGAUAUUGA